Molecule: messenger RNA, 2775 nt
Organism: Trypanosoma cruzi
Lineage: Eukaryota; Euglenozoa; Kinetoplastea; Trypanosomatida; Trypanosomatidae
Product: trans-sialidase, putative
Exons: 1
Coding region: 1-2775 (924 amino acids)
Molecular function (GO): exo-alpha-sialidase activity
Source: RefSeq, a predicted model, not a curated record
AUGCUCUCACGUGUUGCUGCAGUGAAGGCACCCCGCACACACAACCGUCGCCGCGUGACCGGAUCCAGCGGGAGGAUGAGGGAAGGAGGAGAGAGUGAGCCGCAGAGGCGCAACAUGUCCCGGCAUCUCUUCUACUCUGCGGUGCUGCUCCUCGUUCUUGUGAUGAUGUGCUGCGGCACUGGAGGUGCUGCGGAAAUUGCGGGGCAGUCAUCGCAAAAAAAGUUUGAAUGGAAGGACGCUAAUGAGGGUGGUGUAACUGUGGAGUCGUUGGGUGUUCCCGGCCUUCUAAAAGUGGGGAGUGACGUGUUUGCCGUUGCUGAAGCGCAUUGCAAAAAGUCUGAUGUCAGCUUUACUGGCAUUGCAUCCCGACUUCUCACGACACUAAACGUUAACACGCCGGUGGAAGUUCUGAAGGAUCCUAAAGAUGCACAAUUUCUGGAAGACGGUUCCGCAGACUCAAAGAAGAAAGUAGAUGUGAGCCGACCAACAACAUUUGUGGAGGGAAAUGAUAUUUACAUGCUCGUUGGGAAAUGCAGCCGGACAGCUGCCACUAAUCCGAAUAAUGAUGCCGAGGACUGCGGACUUUUGCUGGUGAAAGGGAACGUCAGUGGUGACGAAAGCAUCAAGGGAAUCCAGUGGAGCGAUACCAAAAGCCUCCCGCAAACACCUUUCUGUAAGCAACACGAAUAUUUAACAGGACUGACUGGCGGCGGUGGAUCGGGUGUUAAGAUAAAGGACGGUACGCUUGUCUUCCCAGUGGAAGGCACGAAAAAGGAGGGUGAAAAGACCGUUUCGCUCAUCGUAUCUUCUCCGAAGGAUACUAAUAGUUGGAAGCUGUCGAAGGGGAUGUCUGACGGUGGCUGCGGUGAUCCCUCCGUCGUGGAGUGGGGAGAGAAGGAGGACAAAAAACUCAUCAUGAUGACUGCGUGUGCUGAUGGCCGCCGCAGGGUGUACGAGUCCGGUGACAAGGGGGAGUCGUGGACGGAGGCACUCGGGACAAUCUCGCGCGUGUGGGGCAACAAACAGGGCGAAGGAGCGAAGGCCGUUAGAAGCGGGUUCAUCACAGCGACGAUUGACGGUGUUAAUGAUAAGAGAAAUGUGAUGCUCGUUACUCUGCCGGUGUAUCCCGAGGUGACUGAGAAAGGAGGCAAUGGAAAGGGAAAACUCCAUCUUUGGCUGACGGACAACACGCACAUUGUUGAUAUUGGGCCGGUAUCCGGGAAGGAUGAUGACGCUGCCGCCAGCUCCCUGUUGUACAAAAGUGAUGGAAGUGGAACUAAUGAGAAGGAAGAGUUGAUUGCACUGUACGAGAAGAAGAAGGACGGUGGGAAACCAUCACCCGGUAUGGUCUCUGUGCUUCUGACUGCGCAGCUGCAGCGUGUGAAGGAGGUGCUGGCGACGUGGAAGAAAGUGGACGAAACUGUCUCCAAGCUGUGCACCACUUCAAGUGCUGAGAAGGAUACCUCAUCUGGCACUGCCAUGCCGACAAAUGGGCUGGUUGGCUUUCUGUCCGGCAACUUCUCUAAUGACACAUGGAGGGACGAGUACCUCGGGGUGAACGCCACAGUGAAGAAGAAAGAUGAGGCAGCAGCGUCAACAGUAACGAAAGAAGGGGCUGCAAAGGCGGAGGAUGGUGUGAAGUUCACGGGAGCGUGGGCGGAGUGGCCCGUUGGCGAGCAGGGGAAGAAUCAGCCGUACCACUUUGCGAACUACAACUUCACUCUUGUGGCGACGGUGUCCAUCCACAAUCUGCCGGAGGGAGAUACCCCCAUUCCUUUGUUGGGUGUGAAGAUGAAUGGCGAUAAUAAUAAAGUACUUCUGGGACUGUCGUACAACAAAGAAAGGAAGUGGCAGCUGUCUUGCGGUGGCGGAACGAACUCUCAGGAGCACAGCAGCGCUUGGGAUAAAGAGAAAAAGUACCAAGUGGCCAUUGUGCUACGGAACGGCACCCAAGGCACCGCCUACGUUGAUGGUAAAAGUGUGUGUGGGUAUGAAGCGUGUGCAUUGGAGAAUAAGGAUUCAGAAGAGGUAUCCCACUUCUACAUUGGAGGAGGCGAACGCACUGCAGGCGGUGCAGGGAACCAAGAAGACGUGUUUGUGACUGUGAGGAACGUAUUGCUCUACAACCGCCCGUUGAGUGCUGCGGAGAUUGGCGCCCUCAACCCGAAUAAAGUCCUCAUUCCACCUGUGGUGCCUGAAAAUGGCCAGGGAACCCCGUCGCAGUCCUCUUCUGCCGGGCAAUCGCCGUCGGUGCCUAAAUUGUUGAAUGAAAAUGAGGGUGCGGGCGGUGGCAGCACGUCCACAUCAGCAACGUCCACUGUAACGAAUUCAGGAGAAGAGUCAGUAAAUCAGUUGGCGUUGCGCGCUUCUCCCGGUGGAAGUAAACAUGUGGAUGUCGCUUCUUCAUCCGACGGUGAUCCAAGGGUGGGAGCGGAAGGUGGAGAUGCUGUGCAGGGAGACACACCACCUAAAACUCCUGUGGAUACUACCGCCACAGCAGAUGCAAACGCUCCUACCGCUACGAACGUGGCCCAAGUUGGCCCCGCAGAUACAACUGAGGUGGCUGCGAGCUCUGGUGCGAAUGGGGAGACGGCGGGAGGAACGGAAGUACAGGGAGAGCUCAAUUCACAGGUCAGGGGAGUAAAUGCCACGGCACUCAGCAGCAGUCUUGUAAAUGUGUCGCAGGGGAAUAACACCGAUGCCGGCACUGUGUGCGGGAGCGGACUGCUGCCAUCGCUUCUUCUGUUGGGACUGUGGGUGUUUGCGGCUCUGUGA